CACCACUAACGUUAGACUCAAUUCGAUGAUUCAACUUUAAGAUCGCUCGCGAAGCCGAAGGAGAAUUCCAGCAAAGUCCAGCAGAGGAAGGAGCGGACCUGGAACCAGCUUCUCCAGGAGAUGGAGGCCCAGGGCCUCCCGAAAGGGAGGUCCUGGAAGGAUCUGAGGACCAGCUGGAAUAGCUGGUCCAGCAAAGCUAAAAAGUAUAGGUUGCAAAGGAUGGCAACAGGAGGUGGACCAGUGAAAUAUAACAAGAAGUAUGAAGAAGUACUGGCGGCACUGGCGCCACAGGCCCUUGAUGGUUUUUGUGGGCUGGAGGGAGAGACCUCCGUGGAGGCUGACUUGCCAUUGACUGAAAGUCAGAAUGACGCUGCAGCAGCACUCCUUAUGAAUAUGAUGGAGGAGGAGGAGGAAAUCGUUCAAGGGGAAGAAAUACCACAAGGAGCCACAGGAGGAGAGCAGCCAGCAGAAACAUUCCCCCGAACUUCUCACCAGGCAUCUCUUAUAUCUUUCCACGAAAGGUUUUUAGAGAAGGAGGACCAAAAGGUGGAGGCCUUGCAGGGGAUCCUCAUGGUCUUGAAGGAGAUUAGGGAUAAGCUACAUUAAAUGGUCAAAUUAAUUUUGUUUAUGGUAAUGAUGAUGUAAAGAGAUUACAAAACACAGAUGAUCUAGCUGACCUUUAUAUUGACACACUAUAUAUUGUUACCAUGGUUUUAUAGUUAUAGAAUUAUAAUUCAGACCUCUUUAUACAUGUAUUUUAAUGAAUAUUCUUUUCUUUACCAAGGGAAUACCAUUGUGUAUCAAAUGUGGCAAAUAUUUUUCGAUGUAAAAAGAAAGAUUCCAACAUAUGUGAAUAUCCUUCAAACACUUCAAGACCAGUAAAGGCAUAAGUAAUGAUAUAUAAAUAAAAAAAAAAACAUUUGAGGCCCUUAAAGCUGUCUUAAUACCCGAUUUGAUAGUUUGUAUCUUUUUUGUAUAACAGCAUACAACCCUUGGACAUACUAUCCAAUUUGAAAUGACACGAGGUUGAUAGUUUGUUUCUUUUUUGUAUAACAGCAUACAACCCUUGGACAUACAUAAAAUUGUCCAAUUUGAAAAGACACUAGGUUGAUAGUUUGUUUCUUUUUGUAAAAUAACAUUCAACCAUUGGAUAUACUGUCCAAUUUGAAAAGACACUAGGUUGAUAGUUUGUAUCUUUUUUGUAUAACAGCAUACAACCCUUGGACAUACUAUCCAAUUUGAAAUGACACGAGGUUGAUAGUUUGUUUCUUUUUUGUAUAACAGCAUACAACCCUUGGACAUACAUAAAAUUGUCUAAUUUUAAAAGACACUAGGUUGAUAGUUUGUUUCUUUUUGUAAAAUAACAUUCAACCAUUGGAUAUACUGUCCAAUUUGAAAAGACACUAGGUUGAUAGUUUGUAUCUUUUUUGUAUAACAGCAUACAACCCUUGGACAUACUAUCCAAUUUGAAAAGACUCUAGGUUGAUAGUUUGUUUCUUUUUUGUAAAAUAACAUUCAACCAUUGGAUAUACUGUCCAAUUUGAAAAGACACUAGGUUGAUAGUUUGUUUCUUUUUGUAUAACAGCAUACAACCCUUGGACAUACAUAAAAUUGUCCAAUUUGAAAAGACACUAGAUUGAUAGUUUGUAAUAAUUGAUAUCAGAAUGUUCAUAAUUUUAACAGCAACUACACCAAAAACAAUAUUAUACUAUGAAAAGUGAUUUUCAAUGAUAACAUUCCGUGCUUCUACACCAUUGGGGGCGUGAUCUACUUGCUCAACUAUGUCAUCAUUUGCUUCCACGUCGAAGAGAACUUCAGGCUGCCGAAGUUGUUUGCUGAUAUUAUGCAGCACAGCACAGGCCAAGAUGAAGUUGGAGGCUCUGUCAGGCCGCAUUUGGAGUCCUUGUCCAAUUAAGCACCUAAAUUUGUUCUUUAAUUGCCCAUUAACUUGCUCAAUGAGCGCUCUUGUGCGGCAGUGAGAUCUGUAAAAUUCAUGAAGAUUAAGAAAUUAAAAUUUUGCGCAGCAGAUAAAUCGCGAAAAUUGUCAGAGUGGGGCAUUAUGCCCCCCCCCCCGGGAGAACUACAUGUAGGGUCAAACAUGAAAGAAAAAAUAUGUAAAAUAAAAUGUUGAGAAAUGAUAUCUUUAUAAGAAAUGCAAAAACAUUGAAAUAUACAUAAAUAUAUAUAUGAUGGUUAUUAGAUAAAAAAAAUGUUAGGACCACUUGUUUUCUUCUUUUCAUGGUGUGGACAGUGGACACAUUUCUAAUUGUACAAUGCAUAGAAUGUUGUUAUUGAAUAUUGCUUUUCACACUGUUGGAAAAAGUAACUCCCUACCUGUUUCAUAUCAAGUGUCUCAUUCUUAUGAUAGAUUUUAUGGUAUUUGUGAAUGUCCACUAACAAAAAAGAAAAGGAUUGAUAUUUGAAGUGUUUUUCAGUGGUCGUCUUUAUCUAGAUGUAAAGUACAUUGUUGAUGAUAUACAUGUAACACUGAUUUGUUUUUCACAGUGUAUAAGUCAUCAGCCAACCAGCUCAAGGGGGAUGAAGAUAGAAUGUGUGUUCCAAACUUUAAGAAAUAUGAAUACUACUUACUGGUUGUACGCUCUCUGUGCUUGAUUUUGGGGGUUCAAGAUAGGAGUCAUAAGCCAAGGGUGCAGGGCAUAGCCUGAAUCUCCAAGGAGAAUGCCAUGCAAACGUCCAUUGGCAUAGUUCUGUCCAACUACACUGUUCUGUAAAAAUUAAACCACAAUAAUUGAUUUCAUGUGUGUCAAGGGGUGCUGCAAAUAGUAAAACAAAUGAAUAAACACAAAGGUAUCGAUGCUAAAAAAGUAAUGAUGACUUAACUUUCAACAACUCAAAAAGUUAAGUUCAUGAAGAAAUUGGGAGAUAUACGUGCAAUUCAUUUACUAACUUGCCAUUCUACUUUUUCUUUUUUGUAAAGUAAAAUUGUAAUUUGAAUUUCAUCAAAAUCCUAAAAAUAGAAGUUUGGCAGUUUUUUUGCUCCAUUAUCUGUCAACAAGUUAAACGUCAAAUUCUAGCUCCAUGCAAUCAGAAUGGUAUAUAUUGAUACAAAAUAUUAAAUAUUUGACGAAUUAACUAUGCAAAAGCAAAUAAAAUAAUAUGUUGUAUAUUACCUGGAGAAUUCUGGAGUCAUGCGUACUCCCGGGCCAUCUAGCUACCACGUUGAUUAUUCGGAAAUCUGCAUCGCAGAUAAGCUGGACGUUUAUUGAGUACCGCCCUUUCCUGUUGGUGUACAGGUACUCAUCCUGUCCCAAUGGUGCUCCAUGUAGAUAGAUGUGAGUUCCGUCAAUCGCACCAAUCACCUUUGGAAACUGUGCAAUGUGGUAGAACUUAUUAUGUUGUUCCCUUAUUUUGUGCGGUGUUGUGGGGAAUGUGAUGAACUGCAGUAAGAAAUGAUAAUUUAGAGAUGAUGACAAUAUUAUAAGUGCCACUGUAGUCAAUAAUUGCGGAACAUUCUUCUCGAAAUAUCUUGAAAAUUACACUUACUGGUAUUUUAUUUGCCAUGUUAGAAAAUGCAACAUUCCAUCAUACUCUAAAAAUCAUUUUGUUAUGAAUAUUUUUGACCAAUUCUUUGUAUAUUUGGUAUCAACGUGUAAUCAAAUGCUUAAUAUAUCUAAUGCAAAGUUAUUACUUAUUGAUAAAUUAAUAUAAGUAUUACUACAUGUGAUGUAAAUAUUGUAAAGUGUAUAAAAUUGUAUUUAAAUAAAUUAAAUUAUUGACCUAUG
Molecule: messenger RNA, 3743 nt
Organism: Lytechinus pictus (painted urchin)
Lineage: Eukaryota; Metazoa; Echinodermata; Echinoidea; Temnopleuroida; Toxopneustidae
Exons: 5
Coding region: 121-606 (161 amino acids)
Source: RefSeq, a predicted model, not a curated record